AUGGCAAAUUGCAAGCCUUGCAAUUCCCCAAUUGCUGUUAAGCCUUCUCUUUCUCCGGAUUCUCAUCUUCCAUUUGGUCAACCUGAACUUUAUCGCAGUAUAGUUGGGGCCCUCCAAUACCUCACAAUCACCAGGCCUGAUUUGUCUCUUUUAGUUAACCAAGCUUGUAAACAUAUGCAUGCUCCAAUUGUUGGGCAGUUUGCUUCAAUCAAGAGAUUGCUUCAAUUUGUUCAAGGGACCUUAACUCAUGGUCUCACUUUCAGUCCUAGUUCUUUCGAUUUACAGGCCUUCUGUAACUCUAACUGGGUCGGUACUGUUCUCGAUCGCCGUAGUACUUCUGGCUAUUGUGUGUAUCUUGGUUCGAAUCUUAUUUCCUGGUCAGCAAAAAAACAACCCACAGUGUCUCGCUCUUCCACAGAGGCAGAAUACAGGUCUUUAGUGCAUACUGCUGCUGAACUCACCUGGUUACAAAUGUUGCUUCGUGAGCUUCACAUUCCUUCCUCAAUUGCUCCCAUUUUAUGGUGUGAUAACCUCUUGGCUAUUGCCUUAGCUUCCAACCCUGUGUUUCACACUCGUUCAAAACAUAUAGAAGUGGACUGUCACUUCAUUUGCGAAAAAGUUGCACGCAAACAGAUUUUACUCCGUUAUGUUUUGCUGAUAUCUUUACAAAGCCUCUCUCUGUGUCUCGGUUCUAACACCUUCAAGCCAAGCUUCUGGUCUCUCCAUCUCCCAUCAGCUUGUAGGAGGGUGAUAAGACAACCACAGCAACAUCAACUUCAGCUUUAG
Camellia sinensis is the source of this 786-nucleotide messenger RNA. The record is from RefSeq and is a predicted model, not a curated record. NCBI's taxonomy places the organism in Eukaryota, Viridiplantae, Streptophyta, Magnoliopsida, Ericales, Theaceae.